This is a messenger RNA of Aegilops tauschii subsp. strangulata, 691 nucleotides long. RefSeq lists its product as uncharacterized. NCBI's taxonomy places the organism in Eukaryota, Viridiplantae, Streptophyta, Magnoliopsida, Poales, Poaceae. The record is from RefSeq and is a predicted model, not a curated record.
CUUAUAAAACGGCACGGGCAGGCAGGCCGGCCUCUCUCUCCUCCAGCAGAGCGAUCGUAGCAGCUAGGAAUGGGCUCGAAGCAGCAGCCCGCGCUCCGGCCGACCCCCACCGACGGAGGCUGCUGCGGCGGCGAUGGCAGGGCGGCGUCCGCGAGGGAGCGAUCGAGCGUGACCAACGCGUCCUUCAGGGUCUACUACAGUCUACGCGCCGGUGCUGUGCCGUUCCUCUGGGAGUCCGCGCCCGGCACGCCAAAGAGGGGUGCGGCCACCGUCUCCCCGGAAUCGUCCCUCCCUUCCACCACAGCGACCACCGGCAGCGCUGGUGGUGCUACGCUGCUGCCUCCGCCCCCCUCGCCGUCGCCGUCGUACCAAUCGCCGUUCCAUGGAAAGGGGAGGAAGCCGUCCUGGACGCCGACGGCGGGAGGCAUUGUGAGGGCAUUGCUUGGCGUGCUUGGGCUCAGGAAGAGACACCGCCGGUCGCGCCGGCGCCCCGACGUGUCAGGUCUUUGAAGUGCCGACGUUGCAACUUGUUUGCUGUAGUAGCUACACGCUUGAUUUCUGGCGACUGGUCGUUAAGCAUCACUAGCAAUUAAAAGCUCUUUGGUUUUAGGUUUGUACUUAGUGCAUAAAGUGCGUGCUUUAUGUGCUCUCUAUUAUUGUUCAUGGUCGUGUCCAUUUUAGUGUCUUUUUA